This is a messenger RNA of Lottia gigantea (owl limpet), 1370 nucleotides long. RefSeq lists its product as hypothetical. Gene Ontology annotation, cellular component: transcription regulator complex. The record is from RefSeq and is a predicted model, not a curated record. The transcript is spliced from 10 exons. Gene Ontology annotation, biological process: regulation of transcription by RNA polymerase II. Gene Ontology annotation, molecular function: transcription coregulator activity. NCBI's taxonomy places the organism in Eukaryota, Metazoa, Mollusca, Gastropoda, Lottiidae. The coding region runs from base 99 to 1370 and encodes 423 amino acids.
AUUUUUUUAAAAAUAAAUUUGCCGUGUUAUUACCUUAUUGUAAUUAAUUUCAAUCGUGUAGAUUUAAUAAAUUUUUAAAGGAGAAAAAAACCUUCAAAAUGCCAGCUCUGGUAGAGCGACCCAAAUUAACGAAAAUGAUGUACAAAGUUCUUCAACAACACAUUAUGGGAGAACGUGAGAGGAAAAAACAAGAACAAGAACAGGAUGAAAUGAUGGAGAGAUUAAAAAAAGAAAGGGAAUUAAAAAAGAAAAAGGAAGAAAAAGACAAUUUAACUUUGGAACAGACAAAAGAACAGAUUCAGAAAUUAGAACAGAAGUUAAAAAGUCUAUCAGAUGAUAAACAUGUUUUAUUUUUAAAACUGAAGAAAAUUCUGAAUCAGGAGGAAGAAACAAGAAAGAGAGCUCAGAUUAAAGAACAAGGAGAAAUGAGUUUACAACAAAGUUAUACGACCCCGGUACCACCAGGUCAUGGGUUACAGGUCGGAGGUCAUGCUGUCAUGUUACAACAGGCCGUACGACCUCAGAUGUACAAACCCACACAUAUCAUGCAUCAAGUGAAGAGACAGAGAUCACCCUCCCCUACACCAUCUCAUUCUUCAGCCUCAUACCAGACAUACGGGGGUCAUAGUGAGGCAAAAUACGCUCACACAACUUACCAACAGACGGGCAAACAACCAGCCUCACUUCCAACUCUAUAUCAACAUCCACAACCAGACUAUGUUAAACGACCACAAGGAGGAAAUUACCCCCAAUCUCAGACCAGUCAUGUGAUUUACACCAACCAACCAGGAGCCUCGUAUCAACAAGGUGUGACCUACUCUUCUAGCCAAUCCCAACCUGGUAAAUAUCCAGCUGGCCAAUCAGCUUUCACGUCUUAUCCCAGUCAUUACAGUCAGCAUCAACAGAAGGUUAUUGGUGAAGCGUAUUCUCAGGGUUACUCUAUACAGAGAGCCCAACAACCAGCCUAUAUAACAACCAAUCUACAACAAUUAGAACAACAUCAAAAACAGUCUGGUUUUAACGAACAGGAGAAGUUUAAACUACAGCAGUCCGCUAUUCGAGGUAUCGCGCCACUAUCAGGCCAGUCCCCAGCUUUAAUACAACAGUUACAACUACAACAACAACAACAAGCUGCCCAGGCUCAAGCCCAGGCCCAGGCCCAGGCUGCCCAACAGGCCCAGGCCCAGGCUGCCCAACAGGCCCAGCAACAACCAAAGGGUAGCAUAGUAACUGGGUAUCCUGCCAGGACACAAGGUACUGCCCCUGUUGUUACAACUUACCAACAGUCUUCUGGCUCUCAGAGUAACUUUUCUAACCCUCAACAAGGUAACAGAAACACAUAUAAUCCACAGUAUAGAAAUUACCAGUAA